GUGUCGCAAGGUUUGUAGUUCACAUACGCAAUAUACACCCUCCGACUGGACACUGUAGCGCGACUCACUCUAGGAAAGACGAGUCACCGCUAGAUGCGUUCCCCCGCCCUGCUGCUUUGCUCUCGUUCACGACACGACCCCCCCCCCCUACCCCCCGCCCCGCCUACUCGCUCGUCGGCGCGGUGGCAAGCUUGAAGGGCUGCGCGUCCGCCGGGACGGGUUCCUCCUCUGCCGCCUCCGCCGCCGCCUCGCCCGCCUCGCCCGCCUCCUCCGUCAUCGGUUCCUCAGCAGCGGCCGAAGGAGCCGCGGCGAAGCACUGGCCGAUGCGCGGCGAGACGAGGUUCGAGACCGAUUUCUUGAGCGCCGCAAUCCAGCCCUCCUGCGCUGCCUCGCCCGCCUCCGCCUCCGGCUCCGCCUCGGCCGCCUCGGGCUCCGCCGGCGCCGCCUCCGCCUCGACCUCCGCCUCCGCCUCGACCUCGGCGUCCGCCUCGACCUCGGCGUCCGCCUCCUUGCUCUUGCGUGGCGACAGGAUGGUGGUGACCUUUGCGAGGAAGGACGGCUUCUUCGUCGUGGCGGGGGCCUCGUCCGCGCCCGCCUCGGGGGCCGAGCCCUCCGCGACUGCGUCCUCAGCGUUCGCCUCCUCCGGCGCCGGCGCGUCCGGCGCCGGCGCCUCAACUGCCUCGUCUGCCGCCGACUCAGCGUCGUCCUUCUUGGGCAGGAUGCUGGAGAACGCUUCCGCCACCUUGUCGGUCAUGGAGCUCGCCGCUGCCGCGAUGCCCUCAAGAAGGUUGGGCUGCUGCUCCUUGGUGUCCGCCUCGGCCCGCCGCGUCGCUCGCCGCCUCUGCGACCUCAGAGGCCUCAGCGGGAGUGUCAACGGCCUCGGGCUGAGCGUCAUCGGUGCCAGCCUCGACAACGUUCGCCGCGAUGGGGAGGCCGACGGCAGGCGCAUCCACGAUGUCGUCGUCGUUGACAGUCUGUGGCUCGGCGGCCUUGAGCUUGUCCUCGAUCGGUUCGGCAGCGCCAGCCUUGCCCUUGGAAAAACCGUACUUGCGCAGGUACGAGAUCGGAUUCUUCUUUGCGAAGACCAUGGCAGAGGCUGGGUUAGGAGGCUGUUGUGAGCAAGUCGGACUUGGCGGAGAGCA
Emiliania huxleyi CCMP1516 is the source of this 1142-nucleotide messenger RNA. RefSeq lists its product as hypothetical. The coding region runs from base 324 to 1118 and encodes 264 amino acids. The record is from RefSeq and is a predicted model, not a curated record. NCBI's taxonomy places the organism in Eukaryota, Haptophyta, Isochrysidales, Noelaerhabdaceae. The transcript has 2 exons.